AUGCUUAGUGCUCUAUCUGACACUCUCCUCCGGGAUGGAUCGACUGAUACUCCUUCCGAGAAGACGGGUGAGCAUCGUGACCGGGUAACGGCGACUGAGGAGAUAAAUCUUGACCAAAGGCAAGUGCGCAGACAAGGUGUGCAAAGUGUGCAUAACCCUAUGUCUAGCUAUGACUGCGAACCCCCUCAAGGUAGCACAGAUUACCAGAACUAUGAUAAGCUUGGGCUUGGAGGUGGUCUAGAAUCUGACCUGAUGAUGUCGGACCUUCUCUCCCAUCCCAUCGGUCUGCUUGACGACGACAUGCUCAACGCAGCGACUGAGAACCAGUCUGAAAUUGGGAUACUCGGCACUGAUUGUGUGCACGCCCCCGCCGCCGAGUCCUCUGCGAGUCCUCGCAAUCUCCAACCGACCGCAAAGAUAGGGACACGAUUCUCCCGAGAGACCAACGGCAUACUGAAGGCCUGGUUCUCACAAAGAGCCGACCAUCCAUACCCCAGCAAAGCGGAGAAGCAGCAGCUUCAGCAGCAGACUGGACUAAGCAGUCUGCAACUCACCAACUGGCUCGCCAACGCUCGUCGACGCUCUACACUACUCUCGAGCGGCCCAUCUCCUGGAUCGCUUACCCAGCUCUCCCAUCUUAAUACCGGGGAUACUAUUUCAAGGCCUAGCACUCCGAUGGUACCCCCCCGCCGGGGCCCCCUGGGACGGUGGAUUGACUCCCCUCCCGAAAACGAGGCAGCCGAUGCAGCCGACAUCGCUCGCGCACUCGACACCCACACCCCACGAUCAUCACGAGGCGAUCCCGAGCAGUACGAGUCUGCGCAAGACUCUGCUUCCAACAGCGCAAACACGACAAGAUCUAGCCGCAAGUCUGGGUCGCUUGCCGAUUCAAGGUCUUCCUCUUGCACUCGCGACUGGGGGAGAAGUCCUAAUCGACGACAUGGACGGGUGCGGACAUCCCGCCGAAGCCGAGGAAGACAACGGGAGGCGAUCCAGAGGAAGCGCACCCUAGGAACCACCUUGGGACCCUAUCAGUGCACAUUCUGCACCGAAACAUUCGACACCAAGCACAAUUGGCAAAGACACGAAACGUCGAUACACCUCCCGCUUGAGACCUGGGUCUGCACCCCCCAAGGCCCUCGCACCACGAAUACCCCGGCCCAGCAGGUAUUCUGUUCAUUCUGCGGCAUCAAUGACCCAGACGAAGAUCAUGUUGAGACACAUAACCCGACAUCGUGCCAGGAGCGGACUUUUAGCCGAAAGGAUCACCUCAGACAGCAUCUACGCUUAGUGCACAAUGCCACGCCGAUGGAAUGGAUUAUUAGCCAGUGGCGGACACCUCAGCUACAAGUGCGCUCAAGGUGCGGCUUCUGUGAUAGAGCCAUGGAAACAUGGGCUGAUCGAGCGGAUCACCUGGCGGAUCAUUUCAAAAUGGGUCACACAAUGGUCCAGUGGCAGGGUGGCUGGGGCUUCGAGAGGGCUGUGCAAGAUCUCGUAGAGUCUUCUAUUCCUCCAUAUUUGAUUGCAAGCGAGAGCCAGACUCCAUUUCCAUUCAGAGCCAGCGUGGCUCCGGCCGACUCACCACGGAAUGCGUACGAGCUGAUACAUUUGGAGUUGACUCACUUCAUCCAGAAGCAAGACGGCAUACCCAUGUCCGAUAUGUUGCAGCUGGAGGGUUGUCGUAUUAUACUUGCCGCCGAGGGUCUGAUGCGAGGCGAUGCUCACGACGAGGCACAGGCUGGGUCUUGGCUUAGAGACAUAUUCUUUUCCAACAACGACAUAUCCCAACGAGCCCGAUUCAGCCCUCUGAGGUCCAAAGCAGAAUCCUGCCUCACCGUCCCAAAGCUACACGGCCAGAGGCAGCUGUUUGAUGGAUGCCCUCUCGACGCCCAGUUACGAAACUUUAUGCUGGAUAGUGUAUGGUCCGGGCAGGCCAUGCCCAACGAUGCCGACCUCAGGGCAGAGGCCUGUCGGAUCGUCUCAGAACUAGGCUCGUGCUUCACAGUUCUGCUCGAGGACGCCGUCGCAACCUGGCUCAUGGCUCUAAUUGAGUCGGCCCAGGGAUGGCUAUCCGCCUUCCGGAUGCGUGUUCAGACAGAGGCAAAUAUAUAUACUCCCUCUGAUGGACAAAAUGCAUUUUUUGGCGGUCUUUGCCUUACAGCACACUCGCUUCAAGAUGUUAUGCAGCCUCCAAACUCGAUCACGGCCGAGCCUAUCCGACACUUUCCCAACGGUAAUAUGACAAGGGACAAUAUACUACGCAGGCAAAGUAGGACUUCUACGACUGCACAGAGUCCUCAGGACCACCGCCCAUCGUGGAUCAAGGCCAACCUCUACUUCCUCAAUGACGCCAACUACCACCGGUGGCUAGGGCGAGAGCUCGGGAGAUGGGUUCUUUCAACCACGUCGCUGAACAACCCCAACAGCCACGUACCCUCAGACGAGGAGCUCCGCCACCAGGCCCGAUGCAUCUUGUACGAUGAGUAA
Molecule: messenger RNA, 2487 nt
Organism: Fusarium keratoplasticum
Lineage: Eukaryota; Fungi; Ascomycota; Sordariomycetes; Hypocreales; Nectriaceae
Exons: 3
Coding region: 1-2487 (828 amino acids)
Biological process (GO): regulation of DNA-templated transcription
Molecular function (GO): DNA binding
Source: RefSeq, a predicted model, not a curated record